Cucurbita pepo subsp. pepo (vegetable marrow) is the source of this 725-nucleotide messenger RNA. The record is from RefSeq and is a predicted model, not a curated record. NCBI's taxonomy places the organism in Eukaryota, Viridiplantae, Streptophyta, Magnoliopsida, Cucurbitales, Cucurbitaceae.
UCCUCAAAUUGCUUUGCUUUGACGCUGUCCAAAUCCCUAUUCGUCUUUCUUCGGUUCUGGGUUUCUCCAGGAUCUUCGGCGUGCGGGGUUCGAAAGUAAACAGGAUUGUUCCGCUUAAUUUUCUCUUUCCGAUUGAUUGGUUCGGUUGUUUGAUGGAAGCUUUCAGGAUUUCAUUGCCUUUUCCUUAAGACUGCAUUCCUUGAGAAAUUGUGACAUGGGUGGACUACCUGUUGGAAAUUCUUCGGAGUCCAAACUUGAGCAGGGAUCAGCAGUGGUUAAGUCUACCCCAGAUGGAAAACCAAAAAAGAAGAUUUGUUGUGCCUGUCCUGAUACUAAGAAGCUAAGAGAUGAGUGCAUUGUAGAACAUGGUGAAGAAUUCUGUGGUAAAUGGAUUGAGGCUCAUCGUAAGUGUCUUCGUGCAGAGGGGUUCAAUGUCUGAACUUGAUAAGCCAAUCAUAUGAAUUAUUUGAUUUUCUGCUAGUGUACAAUUUACCAUUUGAGGUAUACAUAGAUAACAGAGAAUAUUGAGAAAUAAAGUGAGCGAAAGAGUAGGCAUAGCCAAAGCUGCAGUGCAGCAAGUACAAUUUGGCUGCGUAUUUUUGUUGACUUGGGCCUUUGUUCAUGUAUUAACUUCCUCCUGGUAUUCAUAAUUUCUUACUAUCUCUUCUUUAUGUGAUGCCCAACAAAUUCUGUAUCAAUAUCAUGUGUUCUAAAUUUGUGAUUCU